This is a messenger RNA of Cucurbita pepo subsp. pepo (vegetable marrow), 682 nucleotides long. Lineage: Eukaryota; Viridiplantae; Streptophyta; Magnoliopsida; Cucurbitales; Cucurbitaceae. The record is from RefSeq and is a predicted model, not a curated record.
UUCUUUUCUCGUUUCCUUCAUACCCUUUAUUUGUUUGAAUGUUUUGACGAAUAAUCUUUAUGGGUCCGUUGAAUCUGUUCUGAUUGAUGAAUAUGAUCAACUUUCUUUUGUUGUGUUCUGACUAAUGCAAUGUCUGAGAUCUCUUGAUUGCUGAAGAAUGUUUGUGGGUCUGUAGAAUCUGUUAGAGGGUUUAUUUUGUUGAAUGAGAUUCAUGGAGUGUAGGGGGAAGAAAUUGAAUAUCACAGAUUUGGAAGCAUGGAUGAGCGAGGCCAAAGCACCAGUUUUGGGGCACACAUUGAGGUUUUUCAAUCUAUUGAAAGCAAAAGGAGUGGAUAUCAUUUUGAUUUCUGCUAGAAGGGAAGCUCUGAGAUCAGCCACCAUUGAGAACCUCGUUCAAAAGGGGUACCAUGGAUGGUCCGAUCUGUUCUUUAGGAGCGAUGAAGAGAAGGACGUGGAGAAAUAUAAGUCAGAUGUGAGAAGGAGAUUGGUGAAAGGAGGGUAUUGCAUUUGGGGGAUAUUGGGAGAUCAAUACAGCAGCCUUGAGGGAACUCCAAGUGGAAGAAGAACGUUCAAGCUUCCAAAUCCAAUGUAUUAUGCUCAAAAUCAGCCUAAAGAACUACUGCGAAAGCUGGAGAUUGAACGUCGAGCUCCACAAUGUCCGAUACUUCAAGCUUGUUCCUGA